AUGGCGAGUACACCACAUCAGAUAUACAACCAUAGAGUAACAAAACAGAAUACAAAAUGCAUUUCUAAAAUGCGAGUUCUGUCUAUCCAACAUCAAACACAAAUAAACCAUCUUCAUCUUCAGCAAGCUGAUCCUUUGGAAAAACAGCAGCAACAACAUGCAUUAUCAUUGUUGUUGGAACAUCUCCAGGCUCAACCGAAGGGCGAAAGGGAGGGGGAGGGGAUGCAAUGGCGAAGACAAUGUGGAAGGACAGACGGAGGGAAGGGAAAGGGGAGGCAGCCGGGGGGGACAAGGGAGUGGGAUAUGGUGACUAGGGAAGGCGACAACGAGAGGGAAGGGGAGAGGGAGGGACAAGCGCGAGGGGAGGGCGGCGGCAGCGACGAUGGGAUGGGGAGAGGGAGGAGGGCGGGAGGGGGUGGACUGGAAGGGGAAGGGAAUGGGCAACGGUGGGUUUAG
Messenger RNA from Sesamum indicum (sesame), 456 nucleotides. NCBI's taxonomy places the organism in Eukaryota, Viridiplantae, Streptophyta, Magnoliopsida, Lamiales, Pedaliaceae. The record is from RefSeq and is a predicted model, not a curated record.